Fusarium graminearum PH-1 is the source of this 408-nucleotide messenger RNA. RefSeq lists its product as uncharacterized. Lineage: Eukaryota; Fungi; Ascomycota; Sordariomycetes; Hypocreales; Nectriaceae. The transcript has 2 exons. The coding region runs from base 1 to 408 and encodes 135 amino acids. The record is from RefSeq and is a predicted model, not a curated record.
AUGAACUUAAGAGACAAGAUUAUCAUAGAAAACAAAGAACGGGUUGAAGAAGAGAAUGGGGGUGGGUAUGGUGCAAUUGAAGCUGGCUCGACCGAGUGUCCCCGGCCUUCCGCAGUUUAUGGCCCUCGAGGCUCUCCACUCCCCAUGUCUUGGUGUUGGGUGCUCCACCAGGGCAAACAAGGCUCUGCCGAGACGAAUUUCACCAGUAGACAACAAGAAAUUACUGCGAGGCUACGAACUUCAAUGAAUAAAUUGUUAGUGGACGAACAAUUCGAAAUCGAAAUGACUUGGGCGGCCAGAUCAAAGUAUCAUGCUACAGCAAGCUUGGGCUGGCUGUCAGAUCAUGAAAUCAGCGAGUGUGGAGUGGCAAAUAUUAUGGCGCACAAUUUCUACAACAAGCGAUCAUAG